UUUACAUAUCAUAGGGCCUAUCUAGAAACACAUGUAUUUGUUUCACUGAAAGUGGCGCAUUUGUGUUGACGUUCGUCAUCUAAUAAAGAACACAUUCCUUCAAAAUGCCUAAUAUCAAAGUAUUUAGUGGUUCUUCUCAUGCAGAUUUAGCACAAAAAAUUGCUGAGCGACUUGGAAUUCCGCUUGGAAAAGUGGUAACGAAAAAAUUCAGCAAUCAGGAAACGUGUGUUGAAAUCGGCGAGAGUGUCCGUGGAGAAGAUGUGUACAUUGUCCAGAGUGGUUGUGGAGACAUCAAUGACAACUUAAUGGAACUUCUCAUCAUGAUCAAUGCCUGUAAAAUUGCUUCAGCUCAUCGUGUCACUGCUGUUAUUCCGCUCUUUCCAUAUGCCAGACAAGACAAGAAAGAUAAAAGUCGUGCCCCGAUAUCUGCAAAACUUGUUGCAAAUAUGCUGUCUGUUGCUGGUGCUGAUCACAUAAUUACCAUGGACUUGCAUGCUUCACAAAUCCAGGGAUUUUUUGACAUUCCUGUGGAUAAUUUGUAUGCCGAGCCAGCUGUUCUCAAAUGGAUCAGAGAUAAUAUUCCUGAAUGGAAGAACAGUUGUAUAGUGUCACCAGAUGCAGGAGGAGCAAAAAGGGUUACCUCGAUUGCUGAUCGUUUGAAUGUAGAAUUUGCUUUAAUACACAAAGAGCGCAGGAAGGCCAAUGAAGUAUCAUCUAUGGUACUCGUGGGAGACGUAAAGGACAGGGUAGCCAUUUUAGUUGACGACAUGGCAGAUACGUGUGGUACAAUAUGUCUAGCUGCCGAAAAGCUUCAGGAUGCCGGGGCCUUGAGGGUUUAUGCCAUCUUGACUCAUGGCAUUUUCUCCGGUCCAGCUAUAUCCCGCAUCAAUAAUGCUGUGUUUGAGAAUGUUGUCGUCACCAAUACAAUUCCCCAGGAGGAGAAGAUGAAACAAUGCAGUAAAAUUUCGGUAAUUGAUAUAUCUAUGAUCCUGGCCGAGGCUAUCAGGAGAACGCAUAAUGGAGAGUCCGUCUCUUAUCUUUUUAGCAACGUACCUAUGUAAAAUGAAGGACCUUUCAUCCUGGUCUAUGUUAAGACUAAAUCUGUGGUACUUUGUAUCAAGUUUUUGUACAUUUUUUCAGGGUAGGUGCUGUUUGUAACAAGGAUGGUAGUUCUAUACAAACAUGCUUUUGUUUAAUGCAUUUUCAAUUAUUAUUAUAGUUCAUUUUCAAUUAUUAUUAUAGUUCAGUAUUUCCUAUUCUAUAUUAUAAAAAAUAAAUGUAUUCAAAUGCACAUAUUUAUGUACUGUCAAUUUCUAGUCAAAAACCCACACAUUAAGAUUUAUAAUCUGGCCUUAAAAUUGUGCAGAUCUGUGAUGGUGGAGGCAAGUUCUAUUUUUAAUAUCAUCUGUAAUCAAGCAUGAAAAGCUAAAUACUGCACAAAAAAAUUAUAACUAUGAGUAUUUUUAUCUAAGUUAUUUGUGUUUAUAAGAAAAAAAAGCAGUUGCGAGUUAAAAAUAAUUAUAGUGAAAAGAUAAAAAAAAAACCCCUCAAUUCUUGCCCAAGUAGGUGUGUGUUGCCUCAUGCAAGAAUGCCCUAUCUCAAUUACAUAUCUACUGAGCUUAUGCUUACUAUAAGCAAAAAUAAUGAAGUUCAUUCCAAACUACUAAUGUACAAAAACAUAUCAUGUGUAUUUUAUUGUGGAGUAGGGCUGUGCAUGGGAAGAAAAUAUGACUUAUGACAUUUCGCAUUGACCAUUUUGCUUAUUUUCAAAAAUAAGUAUCAACUAAAUUAUUCUGAAGCUUGGAGAGCUAUAAUAUCAGUUGAAAAGAAAAUUAGAAAAACAUGAUUAUUCUCUGCUGUAUGCUGUCCAUGUAAUAGUGUGAGCUUGUGUAAAAUUUGGAUCUUGAUGUUACUAGAAUUCUCCAAGUUUGCAAGAUUUGAGCGUAAUACUGUAUUUUAUUUUACAGAGCUUAAAAAAGAUGAAAUAUUUUAUAC
This is a messenger RNA of Anneissia japonica, 1995 nucleotides long. Its product is annotated as ribose-phosphate pyrophosphokinase 2. The transcript has 7 exons. NCBI's taxonomy places the organism in Eukaryota, Metazoa, Echinodermata, Crinoidea, Comatulida, Comatulidae. Gene Ontology annotation, biological process: ribonucleoside monophosphate biosynthetic process; purine nucleotide biosynthetic process; 5-phosphoribose 1-diphosphate biosynthetic process. The record is from RefSeq and is a predicted model, not a curated record. Gene Ontology annotation, cellular component: ribose phosphate diphosphokinase complex; cytoplasm. Gene Ontology annotation, molecular function: magnesium ion binding; ribose phosphate diphosphokinase activity. The coding region runs from base 105 to 1061 and encodes 318 amino acids.